GCGUGGAAGAGUCUUACAAAAUACCGCAGAAGAAGACCCGGAAGCCCAAGCAGCAGGGUAUUCGAUGCUGUGCUAUGGGUCUGCCUUAAUCUUGCUGAUCUUCUCUGACGAUAGGCUCCCCUUAGCCACCUUUUGACAUGCAAGGCUUUUACUCCAAGCUCAACUCGUCCCCCUCCUCGUCUCCCCUGCUGGGGGUGGGCCUUAGGGCGGACGGCGCUCGGGUGCCUCUGAGUUUGGCCGUGGAGGCGGAGAAAGCCCAGGCGCUCCUGCAGACGUUUAGCUCUGCCUCCCUGUUGGCUUCGGCUGGACUCGGGGUGUUCUGUGUGGUGGCGGAUCACGCGCUCCAGCUGUCUGCCAUACAGCAGCACCUGUGGCUGCGUGCUGCCUUGGACAACGCCACACACGGAUUGGUGGGGCUGUGGUCAUGGGCUGUUGUGAUUGGACUGAGGAAAAAGAGUGAUGUAUAUGAAGUGCUGCUGGCGGGCCUUCUGGCAUCCAUUAUAGACUUGGACCAUUUCUACAUGGCUGGAUCUCUGUCUCUCAAGGCUGCUGUGUCGCUACCCCAGCGUCCUCCUCUCCACUGCUCCUCCCUUAUCCCCGUAAUCUGCCUCACUCUCCGCUUCCUGAUGUGGCUUGGCCGCCUCAAAGACGCUUGGUGCUCCUUGCCAUGGAUGCUCUUCAUUUCCAUGACGUCUCACCAUGUGCGGGACGCCGUGCGCCAUGGUCUGUGGGUGUGCCCGUUUGGCAACACGGCACCCGUCCCCUACUGGCUGUACAUCAGCACCACAGCGACACUUCCGCACCUGUGCUCCGUGCUCAUGUACCUGACGGGAACCAGGGACGUGAUCUCAACCAAACAUGGCGUUGCGAUCGACGUGUAGAUGCAUCAGUUAUCCCUGGAGGAAAACAUUGUUGACAGUUUGAAACAUUCAAAUACUUGAAGUGACUGAAGAAAAUUUUUUUAAAUGUUUAUUUUUGUUUGUUUGUUUGUUUUGAUUUUUAUUUAUUUGAGAACAGUUUUACAAAAGCAAACAACUAUAUUUAUAGUUCCAGUCAGACCUGUACAGAGACACACGAGCGUUGGGGUAGCCUGAUGAUUCAGUCUGCUCCUUUAAUAAUAAUUUAAAAAAGAACAGAAGAGGAUGCAGAAGUUUAAAUUUGUUCUAGAUUAUUAUUAUUAUUUUCUUUAAUCCACAGAGAACCAUAAAUACACACACAGUCUCUACAUAUGUUCACCUCCUCAUGGUAUCAACCAGAUUCUGGCUGGGUUUUGACUUCUCUUCUUUUCAAGAGCGGUAGAUAAUUGAAAUACUUUUGCUUGAUGUCAUGGACCCACUUUUUAUGUAUAGCUAAAGAUUUUUAAUAUUGUUUAGAUCAGGGCCAAAACCAGUUUGAAUAUGUGCUGGAGAUUAUCGGCCUCAUAAACACCCCACAUUUCUCCAAGUUUUUUUUUGGCUGGAGUUUAACUUAGAAAUUGCCUUCCUGUGCAAUUCUGCUUGAUUCUAAUCUCACUUCAUUGAUCUGUCUGGGUUUUCUCCCAUUCACCUGGAUUUCUCUGGUAGAUUUCAACUGUGCCAAUCAGCAAACAGAAGGAAAAGUUGUGAACGAUUAUGCUGAUUUACAAAUUAUAAUAUGUCUGUAGUUUUAGAUAUAACUACAUCGGCAGUGGAAGCAAUGAACAAGGCCAUUCAGUCCGUGAUGCCAAAGCUUCCUCAGCUCGGCACUUCUCUCUUUGUAGUGGAGGAUUGUUGCUGAUUGGGGGAUGAUUUCAGCGCAGACAGUGUCCUGUGAACAUCAUUGCGUCGAAGAGUCGCAUUACAUAUGUCAUGGCCAAACGUUAGCGAUUGGGUAAAAUUUAAAAUCUCAACGGAGUCCAUACCUGCAGAAAGCAAUCAUUUCUCAGUAAUUGAGGGUCCAGACCAUCUUUACAGAGCAAGAUGUAGAACAAAGGGCUGGUCUUUACCAGGCCAGGAAUUUGAAGGAUGCCAUUUUGGUCUCCAUUCUCUAUGAUAAUGUAAAACUUGCUUCAUUAUGAACAGUGACACUGGUCCACCACUUCUCAGUUGGUAAAACAUUGAGCAUUGUUCCUAAACAUUCUAAUAUUUUAUCUCAAGAUGACAAUUUGGGUUAGACGGUUGAAACUUUGACUCAGUUGGUUUUUCCAACAGGACAGGUAUCCCAAACAUUCAUCAAAGCUACUUUUGGAAGACCAACAUUUGGCUUCUGGAAUGGCACAGACCAUAAUCCUGUUGAAAGGCAACCAGUUUAAAAAGGUAAAAGUUCCUGCAAAAACGUUCUAGCUUUUGAUAUUAAUAGACGUGUAAAAUAUUUUGGGGAGAGUAUGCAUACUUUUGAGCUUGUAAAUAAAGCUUUAGUCCUGUGGAUUCAAGGAAAUACAAAAUUCUUUAAGUUGCUACAGUUGUGUUGUAUGGUAAUUUCACUUUGUGAAAUGAACGGUUCAAAUACAAAACAAAAUUUUGAAUAUUCAUGCUUAUGAGUUGAAGUACAUCUCUGACCAGAACUGUAUUGUAUUUUAAGUAAAGGAACAUUCCGAAAUGGGUGCCAAUCUUGGAUUAUUAUAAAAUGUCUCUUUGUGGAUACUUGUAUUUAAAUCUUUAUCUGCAGAGUAAUUUUCUCUGAAGUGACUUUCCAGUGACUGUUAUACCAGCUUCGACACAUGUUAGAAAUUUCCAGAAUACAUUUCCACAACACACGGGCUUUGAGAUUCUCACAGUAUGGCAGAGAAAAAAAGUAUAACAUAAGUUAUAUUUUUCAAUGGAAGUUGGAAAAUAUUCAUAUUUUUUUCAGUCUGGUGACUAGGAGCUGUGCUUUGUCACUCUUUGCUGCCCUCUACAGGAGUCACUGGUCACUGCAGCACAUUCCCUUCCAUCUGAUCAGGCCGUUUAGCCAUAUGGAUUGUAUGAUCAGUAAUUUUUGUGGCUGUAUAGGCGGGACUUUGUAAAAACCUUAGUUUAUGUUGAAACCGGUAACCAACCCAUGCCUGAUCUGGACCAAUCAGUGAAGAAUUUUACAAUUCAGCCUCAACAACUCAAGGAAAAGCCAACCAAAGGUCGACCACAGGCUGUUUGAAACUCACAUACAAUGUGUCACCAUUUUUUCCGAUGGAGAUAGUUUAGCUUUCAAAGCACAUGUAUAGAUUUUGAAGAUUUUCUGUCUGACUUCAACCAGUGACAUCCAUUUUAAUCACCACGACACAAAAUUGCCUAUAAUAUUAUGUAACUGUUAUAGUUGUCCCUUCACCUUCAGCUGACUCUUCAUUGUGAUGCUUGGAGAAGCCAUUCUAUCUAACCAGCAGUAACUACUGUCAGCCUUUUGUCUUUUUGGCUGUCAGUACCAUCUUCUUCAGAUACUGACUGUUUCACUCUCCUGAAUGUUUGCUUCUAUCAUUUAAGCAUUUGGUUAUUUUGCCAAUCAAAUCUGAAAUAUGCUGGAUUUUAUUUUACUUUUUGAGUAGGGUGUUCAUAACAUUGCCACAUGUCUUGUUGGUAUGAAGGAAUAUUCACAUUACUAUCAACAAAAAACAGUUAAAAAAUAAAAGAAAAAAUCAUUUACAGGUAGUCUAGUGAAAAAGGUGUACAGUGAAAACACACAUUCCUAAGCAGUAUUAUUAACACUAGAAUUUUGCAUAACAUAGUGAUGGGCUUGAGGGUGUGUUGUUUGAUUGUAAGGUAUCAUGGGUAUGAUGUAUUUCUCUCCUGCUGUGUAUUGUAAAUGUAAACAUUUUAAACAAGGUUAGGUUUUUUUGGGAUUUUUUGCAUUUUUUUUGGAUUGAGAAAGUAGAUGUAUUGAUGCCCCUUGUCCACUAGAGGGCUCCUGGAGUUUACGUAUUACUGCUAAAAGUUUCUUUUCAAGCAUUAAGUUUCUAAAAUAAUACAAAAACGAUUGAGGGAAAGUUAGAUUAAAUUUGCACAGUUUAUUUUAUAUAUUUAUAAAAAAAAUCAUCUUUUUAUUGCAUGAGAGUAUCUGAUUUGUAUCUGUCUCGUUUUGUUGGUGGCAUCAUUAAUAUUUGAAUGACAGACAUCCUUCAUGUUUGUUGAGGUACUCUGAACAUUAGUAGACAAUAACAGUUGCUUAACACUGGAACUUUACCUUAAAGUUAAAGAAAGAUGUGAGCACUGCAAGUGUUUUUGUCACACACCUCUGCACCGGUGUAUGUGAAACGUUUGUGUUUGUGGGAUGAAUGUAUUUGCCAUGCUAUUUAAAAUGCAUUUAAUUCAGUAAAAAUAUUUUACUGCUGCUUAUUUUUCUUUUUAUCUUUGACUGAUUUUUGAUGUGUUGAAUAUUUGCACUUUAAGUUUUUAAAAUGUGAAAUAUACUUCAUUUUUGUUUGAGUGCUUUUGUAAGGUAGGGGUCUUUAGCAUUAAGAACAUAUGCAGAGUAUCUAGUUAAUUCUAGUGUUGUUCUUUUAUCUCAAUAAAAGAUAUCCUAAAUAUUACUUUGUAUUUUUUUAGUUCCCUGCUAACUGUAAGGCCAAUUUUCCUGUGUGGUCUGACUGUAUUUUGAAUUGUCACUUUAAGGCAUCCUUAUAAUUAUUGUCAUGUUUGAGUGAUAUCAUUACAGUUCUAAGAGAGCAACUAUGUUUGCUCUCGCAUAAAGUGCAGGACAAAAUGGCAGAGUAAAAUUAGAUGCGUAUUCCUAGAUCUCAGAAAUACAUUUCAUAUUCUAAAACAGUGCUGAGUAAUUCACCAUGACAAGUUAUAAGGGGAAUAUUAACACAGAUUAAAUUCUUAUUCUCAAAAGGAUACCUGUAAAGAUGACGAAAAUAAAGUGAACUAAGCAGCAUUAUAAUUGGGAAGCAGCAGCAAUGUUUCAGUUAGAAGAGCUGUUUAAAUAAUUAAAUUAUUGUAAAUAUUGCAAAUAUUUUCAGGAUUAAUAUGUUUUUGUAAGCCAUGGACUGGCGACCUGUCCAGGGUGUCCUCCGAAAAAUAGGGUUGGAUGUAGUGUUGGAAGGAGGGCUGGAAUUAGCAUUGGAAGGACUUUUGGCAAGAAAAAUUUUGGGUAUAGAGUUUGGAGGAGGGGUGAAAGUAGGGCUCCAAUUAGGGUCCGGACUAGGGUACCCGAACCCCAAACCCUCAGAGUUAUUGGACAAAUGUUUUAUGUUGCUUUUUUUUGUUUGUUUUUUUUUUUUUUUUUGAAGAUUGACCAUAAAAAAUAAAGCAUUUAGAUGUAGUCUAGUUAAAUAGAUGUGAAGAGAACUAAGCAGUAUUAUUAACGCUAAAAUUGUCCACAACAUGCAGCAUUCUGGGCUGUAGGGGUGGGUUGUGCAAUUGUAAGGUAUCAUGGGGAAAAUGUAUUUCUCUCCUGCUGUGUCUAUUGUAACCGGAUAACUUUUUAAGCAACCUGAGUCUUUUCCCUUUUUUUGGAUUGAAGAAAUAGAUGUCUUAAUGUCCCUUUUCCACUAGAGGGCUCCCGGAGUUUAUAUAUUAUUGCUAAAAGUUUCUUUUCAAGUUUUAAAUUAAAAAAUAAAUAAAUAAAUAAUUUUAAAAAACUAUUGAGGGAAAGUUGGAUUAAUUUUGCUCAGCUUGUUUUAUAUAUUUAUAUUAAAAAAUAAUCUUUUUAUUCCAUGUGAGAAUUUGCUUUGUAUCUGUCUCGUUUUGUUGGUGGUUUCAUUAAUAUUUGAAUAACAGACAUCCUUCAUGUUUGUUGACAUACUCUGAACAUCUGUGGAGAACAACGGUUGCUAAACAUCCAAUGUUACCUAAAAGGUAAGGAAAGAUGUGAGCACUGCAAGUGUUUCUGUCACACACCUCUCCACCGGUAUAUGUGAAAAGGUUGUGUUUGUGGUAUGAAUGUACAGUAUUUGCCAUGCCAUUUAAAAUACAUUUUUUAAAGAUUUUUUUUUUUUUUAUCUUUGAUUUUGAUGUGUUGAAUAUUUGCACUUUUUUAAUGUGAAAUAUAGAAUUUUAAUUAAGGCAGUCAAACCAUAUAAAGGUUUAAGUGUUUUGUAUAGGAGUCUUUAUUUAGUAUUAAGUACAUAUGCAGAGUACCUAAUUCUAGUGGUGUUCUUUUAUCGCAAUAAAAUAUAUCCUGCCUAAAUAUUAUCUUUGUUUUUUUUUUUUGUUUUUUGUUUUUUGCCUAGUGAGUUUAAGGCCCAUCUUUUUGUGGCCUGAGGGUUUCUAGACACUUUAAGGCACCUAUAUAAUUAUUGGCUGGUUAAGACCAGUUAUUUUACAUUCAGAGUGAUUUUAUUACUGUUCUGGGAGAGCAACUGUGUUUGCUCUCACAAAAUGUGGAGAAAAAUUGGCAAUGUAAAAAAAGAUGUGUAUUCCUAUAUCUCAAAAAUACAUUUCAUAUUCUAAAUCAACUGAGUAAUUCACUAUGGCAAGGUAUAAGGUAAAUAUUAACACAGAAUAAAUACUUCCUCUAAAAAUAGAUACCUAAAAAGUUACUUACAAAGAGCUAUGUAAUGCAUUUCUUGACUAAAACCUCACAUUAUUGCCAAAGUAAAAUAUGUAUUUACUGUAAAUAUUCAAAUAGUGGUUGAAGGAGAAAAAAAAGACACUGCAUUCAAGACCUUAGGGCAGUGGUCCAACCUUUUUAUUACCGCGGACCGGUCAAGACUUGGUAAUUUUGCAGCGGUCCCGGGGGAGGGGAGGGGUGGGACUUCAGAUAAUGCUUCUGCCUGUUGGUGUUCCGGCUAAAGCCUUCUAUUUUUUUUUUUUUUUUUUUUUCCCUACGACAAUCUUACAACGUCCUGCAGUGUGUGGUGUGUUACUUGGUGGUGUGUUGAAUAUGCCCGAUUUUAUAUCGGGCAUAUUCAACAUCGUCUUGGCCCGAUUAUCGCAGCAUGUGGGGUUUUCCCUGACUGGGAGCGAGAACUCAUGCCACCUGUCUGAGCGAGAACUCUGACAGGUAGCCAAUCAGAAAGCGCGGUGACGUAAGAACGGAGGAGAAUCCCAGAGAGUUGACUUGGCGCAACUGAGAGUCCGGUGGACAUCCGAGAUGAUAUGUGGAAAUGUUUAUUGCUAUAUGUGAAGGUAAUUUUUUACAUAUGUUUAUUAUAUGUGGUUAUGUUUAAUACCAGUUAAAAAUGUCAACUACGAAAAAAACAUAACUCACCUCCAAAUCACAGUGCAGCAAAUAGAGCGGCUGCUCCCUCCAUCUUUUAUCAAAGCCUUUUCAUUUUAUUACGUCUUUUAUCGCUUAAAAUGAGUCCACAAACUAUCACUACUGCUUCUACAUGUUCAUUGUAUUUCUAAAUUGCCGUAUGGUAUGUUGGGGGUUUUACUGGAUUUUCUUCAGGAAUCGGGAUGUUCGUGAGUGGAAUCGGUUCGUGUGGUGCGUUGCUCCUGCCGUGUGGCUGGACACACGAACCGACCAUUAACGAGCCGGUCACCAUAUCAUGCAGAGCGGGCUUGGAAUGUGAGAAUCACCUACAGAGUGAAAUCCAUUCUCCUGUCUCUUCUCUGGGCCUUUUUCCCUUUGCAAAGAACUUUCCAAAGACAUCUGAUCUGUUUCUUACUCAUUUUGCUGCUUGUGGGCUCAAUGCUGACAUGCAAGACGUAAUCAAGAAUCUGGUUAAAGGAUUUUCCAAAUAAAAAAUCCUCCAGACUCAAAUAAUACAUAAAAUGGAAAUAUUUAAUUAUUUCUUGCACGGCCGGUACAAUUGGUCCUUGGACCGGUACCGGUCUGCGGCCCGGGGGGUGGGGACCACUGCCAUAAUGAACAAUUUAUUUUUAAAAAGUUUCUAAUACAAAUUAAUGUGAAGCAGUGAUGUUUCCAUUGAGUUAAAUUCUAAAUAUUGUAACUGGUUUUUUUUGUUUCUUUUUUUAUCAAUGCCAUUUUGUGCAAAUCUGUUUAAGUAAGAAAUAUAAUAAUAAGAUUAUUCUUCUAUAAAAGCAAAUGUGCAUUAUGUUGAAGUCCCUUUAUUUUUGGUAAUUAAAGGAUUACUUAGUGCCUCAGUGUUAAUGUACGAGGACUAGAAACAGAUGUUUUCACCUAAAUAAUGGUACCAUUAAACUAGUAGAUUGACAUUUAUAAGAAAAAA
Messenger RNA from Gambusia affinis (western mosquitofish), 8008 nucleotides. RefSeq names its product transmembrane protein 267 (gene tmem267). Bases 138 to 881 code for a protein of 247 amino acids. The transcript has 3 exons. Lineage: Eukaryota; Metazoa; Chordata; Actinopteri; Cyprinodontiformes; Poeciliidae. The record is from RefSeq and is a predicted model, not a curated record.